Molecule: messenger RNA, 1053 nt
Organism: Ctenocephalides felis (cat flea)
Lineage: Eukaryota; Metazoa; Arthropoda; Insecta; Siphonaptera; Pulicidae
Product: serine/threonine-protein kinase 16-like
Exons: 1
Coding region: 85-1053 (322 amino acids)
Biological process (GO): protein phosphorylation
Cellular component (GO): Golgi apparatus; cytoplasm
Molecular function (GO): ATP binding; protein serine/threonine kinase activity
Source: RefSeq, a predicted model, not a curated record
GAUAUUAUCUGUCAAAAAUAUUAGAAAGUAAAGAUAAGUAACAGGCGAUAUGUAAAUAAAUUUAUAUAGAUUCAUUUUAUUUAUAUGUUUAAUAAUAUGAAUAGUUUAGGACUAAAUAUCAUAUUUAAAAUGGGUUGUUUAUGUUCGCGUGAAGUAGUUCAUAUUAAUAAUUGUAAAUACAAGGUCCUCGAUCGUCUCGGUGAAGGGGGCUUCAGUAAUGUUGAUUUAGUGCAAAAUGAACACACCAAGAAAAAAUACGCUUUGAAAAGAGUUAAGUGUCACAGUAAGGAAGAUGAAAAAAUUGCCAUGAAAGAAAUUGAGAUUCAUAGAAAAAUUCAUCAUAUCAAUGUGAUAGAGUUAUUAGAUUCUGAUAUUAAAGGACAGGCAGAUAUUGUGAUAAAUGCAGUCAGUGAAGUAUAUAUGUUGCUUCCCUAUUAUCGACGAGGUACUCUACAACAUCACUUAGAUUUAAAAGGAAUACGUAAAGAUCAUUGGAAUGAACACGAACUGUUAACAAUGUUCUUAGGUAUCUGUGAAGGUGUCAGAGCAUUUCAUGAAGCAACCCCAGAGCCGCUGGCUCAUCGAGAUCUCAAGACAGCCAAUAUAUGUCUUGAAGAUGACAUGACCCCUGUUAUAAUGGACCUUGGAUCUGCAACAGAAGCCAGAGUGAAAAUAUGUGGUGUGCAGGAUGCCCAAAAGUUACAGGAAUUGGCCAGUGAAAGGUGUUCAAUGCCGUAUAAAGCCCCAGAGUUAUUUAAUGUCGAAAGUUACUGUAUGGUCGAUGAAAGAACUGAUAUAUGGAGUUUGGGUUGCAUUUUAUAUGCAAUGUGUUUUUUUAAAUCACCAUUUGAUAUAAUAUAUGAGCGUGGAGAUAGUGUAGCUCUUGCUGUGAUUAGUGGCAAUAUUACAUUCCCAGAGGAAGGUCCUUAUGAUGGAGCAAUACAUGAUUUGAUUGCAUUUAUGCUAAAAUUAAAUCCGAUGGAAAGACCUUACAUUUACAGUGUUAUUGAAAAAACUGUAGACUUAUUGGCUCAAUAUGAAAAUAAAGUUUAA